AUGGCGUUAAACGGAUUAGAUAUAAAUACAUUAGAUGAUGUGGAAGCAGCUUGCUUAGUUUAUGAAUUGUAUAAAAGAAUGCAACAAUGUAAGGAGAGAAAAAAAAUAGUAACUAAUCGUCGAUGGUGGGUGCACCCACUAAACCUUAAAAGGCCUCAGGAAGGUCAAUUUAAAGUUACUUUUUCUGUAUUGAGGCAGUAUCCAGAAGAAUUCUUCAAAGAUUUUCGUAUGUCCGUUUCAUCAUUUGAUAACUUGUUAACUUUAAUCGGAGAACAUGUAAGAAAGCAAAAUACAGUGUUCCGCCUUACAAUUCCUCCAGAAGAAAGAUUAGCCGCUAAAUUAAGGUAA
This is a messenger RNA of Melanaphis sacchari, 348 nucleotides long. RefSeq lists its product as uncharacterized. The transcript has 2 exons. The record is from RefSeq and is a predicted model, not a curated record. Lineage: Eukaryota; Metazoa; Arthropoda; Insecta; Hemiptera; Aphididae. The coding region runs from base 1 to 348 and encodes 115 amino acids.